This is a messenger RNA of Drosophila innubila, 875 nucleotides long. RefSeq names its product MICOS complex subunit MIC13 homolog QIL1. NCBI's taxonomy places the organism in Eukaryota, Metazoa, Arthropoda, Insecta, Diptera, Drosophilidae. The record is from RefSeq and is a predicted model, not a curated record. The coding region runs from base 55 to 540 and encodes 161 amino acids. The transcript has a single exon.
UAUUUCUAUAGUUCGUUUAUUUAUAUAUUUUGCUAAGAUUGUUUUUUGGCUUCGAUGUUUAGCACCUUAAUGGCUCGUACAGCUGCAUUAACCGUAGCGCUUUAUUUCACCAAUCGCGUUGGCAUCUGGGGCAACACGGAUGCAUCCGAUAAACUCUAUCAACAUAUAUCCAAGAGACUUGAACCGGUUCGUCAAAUGAUCCCAGAACUAUCCAAGACAGAAAUAGGACUCAUAGCGCGUAAAUAUUAUGAAUUUAGCAUCAAGGAGGGUUAUCAACUGAUGCGACAGUUGCCCGAUUAUAAGGGCCAAUUACUGGAAUUGGCCAAAAGUUGGCCAAAACGAAGCAAGAAGAAUAAGAUGCAACAAGAGGAGGGAACAACGAGUGAUGAGGAGGUUUUCAACUGGCUGCCAGUUUUAACUGUUGCCGUUGUUGAUAACGAUAACGAUAACGAUGAUGAUAACGAUAACGAUAACGAUGAGACGAGUGAAUGUGCUGUCACUGCCUCCAACCAUGCAACAUGCAACACAAGAAAUACAUAAAGCAAUGAAACUAAAUGUUAAGUGGAAAUGAGCUGUGUUGCAAGUCGGUUGGUGGUGCCACCAAUUGCAAUCUUGGUGUCAUUUCAACCGGAAUGCGAAACUAAAUCGGCAUCGAGAAUCUCUGGGAUCUUUUGGAACUUUGGCAAAUCGAAUUCAAUUUUAGCUGUGUUUUUAAGAUAUGUCUUUUUCAAUCGGUUCUUUGUGGACUUAGUUCUUGUUGAUCUAAGACAGUUCCAAAUCUUAACAAAUUCCAGUGGAUCUAAUGAUCUAACGUCUUUUUAGUUAUUUGCGAUGAUCAUAUUAAACACAACAAAUAAUAUAAAGGUUAAUUUCUA